AUGUUUCUGACGAGAAGUGAGUAUGAUAGAGGUGUAAGCACCUUUUCGCCUGAAGGCCGGCUGUUCCAGGUUGAAUAUUCUCUAGAGGCGAUCAAACUGGGGUCGACCGCGAUCGGUAUCGCGACGAAUGAAGGAGUGGUGUUGGGCGUUGAGAAACGGGUGACGUCUCCUCUGCUUGAGAGUGAUUCGAUUGAGAAGAUCGUGGAGGUGGAUCGGCACAUUGGGUGUGCCAUGAGCGGGCUUACCGCGGACGCGCGGUCGAUGAUAGAACAUGCGAGGAUAUCGUCUGUGACGCAUAACCUCUAUUACGACGAGGAGAUUGGCGUUGAGUCGCUCACACAGUCGGUGUGCGAUCUGGCGCUGCGGUUUGGCGAGGGCGCGUCUGGCGAAGAGCGUCUGAUGUCUCGGCCGUUCGGCGUGGCGUUGUUGAUAGCAGGCUACGACAAGGAGGAUGGGUACCAGUUGUACCAUGCGGAGCCCUCGGGGACUUUCUACCGGUACAACGCGAAGGCAAUUGGCUCAGGGUCAGAAGGUGCGCAAUCCGAGCUACAGAACGAGUGGUACUCCUCGCUAACGCUGAAGGAGGCUGAGUUGCUUGUGUUGAAGAUCCUGAAGCAGGUGAUGGAGGAGAAGCUAGACGAGAACAACGCGCAACUGAGUAGCGUCACGAAGGAGCAGGGUUUCCGCAUUUACCCGGAGUCAGAAACCGCGGAGAUCAUCAAGGAGCUAAAAGAGCGCGAGGUACAGGCCAGCGCAGAGCAGGACGUUGACAUGUCCGGUUAA
This is a messenger RNA of Eremothecium gossypii ATCC 10895, 783 nucleotides long. It is a transcript of the gene PUP2, whose product is annotated as proteasome core particle subunit alpha 5. NCBI's taxonomy places the organism in Eukaryota, Fungi, Ascomycota, Saccharomycetes, Saccharomycetales, Saccharomycetaceae. The record is from RefSeq and is marked provisional. The transcript has a single exon. Gene Ontology annotation, biological process: proteasome-mediated ubiquitin-dependent protein catabolic process. Gene Ontology annotation, cellular component: nucleus; proteasome core complex, alpha-subunit complex; proteasome core complex. Bases 1 to 783 code for a protein of 260 amino acids.